GAGCGCUGUCCAUUCCUCAUUCGUUCUCUGAGUCUCUGCCAUUAGAAUGGCUCGACCUUCGAUGCUCUAUCUCUUCUCCUACAACUCGCCUUCACUAUCUUUUGGAUGGUCACUUGCUCUUUGCAAAAUCGUGGGCAAUCUCAUAACAACAAGUUCAAUCGAUGGAACCUACGCCUCCGCUGGAGAUCUCAUCUGUAUUUUGCAAACAAUUUCAUUCUUGGAAGUUAUGCAUGCUGCCAUUGGCUUGGUUCCCAGUGGGGUAUUGCUAGCUUUGAUGCAAUGGGGAGGGAGGACUCACUUCUUGCUGGCAAUUGUUCGACAAAUUGUCGAGGUGCAAGAACUCCCGUCAGUUUUCAUAACCUUUAUGUCCUGGAGCAUAUCUGAGGUUGUAAGGUAUUCUCAUUAUGCUACAAGUUGCAUAGGAAUUUGUCCAUCUUGGCUCACCUACUUCAGGUACACUCUGUUUAUUCCCUUGUAUCCCAUUGGUGUUGCUCCUGGAGAAAUGUGGUUGAUGUAUCAAGCACUACCAUUUAUAAAGGAUAGAAAUCUUUACUCCAAAGUUUUUGAUAAGCUCCCAUUCAGCUAUUACUCUUUUGUCAUGAUUGUGCUGGUGUUCUACCCGAUUCUAUGGUCAAAACUCUACUUGCAUUUAUUCAAACAACGACGAUCAAAGCUGAAAAAUCAUCAAAAAAAGAAGAAAAUUUAGAGUUCGCCUUGUUGCGUAAUGGCGAAAGAGCUUGCAGAAUCUUCAUGGCUCAAGUAAGUGGCAUACAAUGUUAGAGAACUAUGAUUCACUUAAUCAGAGUUUAUCUGCCUUGUUUCAAUAUUGGCUCCUAAAGCUCAGAGAGGUGCACUGCCUAGAAAUUUGGCUAUGUAACUAUAUGAAAAGUAAAUUCUUAAUAAGAUGCCUUUUUGUCUA
Messenger RNA from Asparagus officinalis (garden asparagus), 919 nucleotides. Its product is annotated as very-long-chain (3R)-3-hydroxyacyl-CoA dehydratase 2. The transcript is spliced from 9 exons. Gene Ontology annotation, cellular component: endoplasmic reticulum membrane. Gene Ontology annotation, biological process: sphingolipid biosynthetic process; very long-chain fatty acid biosynthetic process; fatty acid elongation. The coding region runs from base 47 to 706 and encodes 219 amino acids. Gene Ontology annotation, molecular function: 3-hydroxyacyl-CoA dehydratase activity. The record is from RefSeq and is a predicted model, not a curated record. Lineage: Eukaryota; Viridiplantae; Streptophyta; Magnoliopsida; Asparagales; Asparagaceae.